This is a messenger RNA of Tinamus guttatus (white-throated tinamou), 594 nucleotides long. The record is from RefSeq and is a predicted model, not a curated record. Lineage: Eukaryota; Metazoa; Chordata; Aves; Tinamiformes; Tinamidae.
AUGUCCCGCAGUGCCGACGUCCCGCGGUGCCGCUCUGCUGUGCUGCCCGUGUCCCAUGUGCCACCGACGCGGAACCUGCUGCGCGUCGGCGUGGUGCCCAAGCCGCUCUGGUUCGACGUGUACGCCGCCUUCCCGCCGCUGCGCGAGCCCGUGUUCCGCACGCCGCGCCCGCGCUACGGCCGCGUCACCGACGUGGUGCCGCCCGUGCUGUACCCCGAGGACCGCGUCCGCGCGGAGUUCUACAACGUUUAUGGGAACGGCCCAAGACCCUUCGACCUGUCGCAGCCAAACUUCAAGUCCACUUGCCAGAGGUUUGUUGAGAAGUACAACGAGCUGAAGGAGGAAGGGGAAAUCGAGGAGGACAGACUGUUUGAAGAGACAGGAAAAGCUCUGCUAGCCAAAGGGAUAAUUUUGCAGAGAAGACGGGCAGAAAAAGUAGCACAGCCUGCUCAGCAGGAUUCUGAAGGCAGGGACGCCGCGUUGCACGCGCAGCUGCAGACCGCGUUGGAGGAGAUGCAGGAGAGGAAGCAAGGCCAGGGGGAGCGGCCGGCAGAGCCGCCCGGCACGCACGAGGAAGAUCCGUCGCCCUCCUAG